GCCUUGAUGACGUGGUUUUGUCGUUUAGAGCAGACAGAAACAUGUCAGGAGGGAUAAAUUCCCAGCUACAGGAUUACUUAUCAAACUCUAAAAAAGGCAGCCAGUCUCCCACACAGUCCUCCUCUUUGCACUCUGUUAAGUCAUGGAUGUCAUUCGGGAAUUCUAAAGAGUCGUCCGCGAGAGACCAAGACAAUGGUAAUGAUAACGGGUGGUAUACCCAGGCCGCCGAUGACCCUUUUUGCCCAACUCUGAGUAAGCGGCAACGUUUUUUAGGCUUCUUUACUUUACUGUUGAUGGGCGUCUUUUGCUUCGUCAUGGCCGGUUUCAUUGCUCCCUUCAUUGUUCUAAAGUCAAGAAAAUUUGCCCUACUCUACACUAUGGGAAGUUUGUUUACUAUUUCAAGUUUUUCAUUACUUUGGGGUCCAUGGGCCCAUUUGAAACACCUCUGCUCAAUCCAGCGUUUACCAUUCACAGUUGCCUACUUCGGGACCAUGACUGCGACUCUAUAUUUUGCCAUGGUGACCAAAUCAGCUGGGUUAACUUCUAUCUGUGCUAUUUGCCAGGUUAUAGCCCUUUGUUGGUAUAUCAUCAGUUACAUUCCUGGAGGACAAACAGGACUGACAUUCUUUACCAAGUUAUUCUCAGCAGCGGCUGGCAAGGCUGUGUCAAAGACAUUGCCCGUUUGAAAUUGAAAAACCUUACAAAUUUAGGUACAGCCAAAGUGAACUCAAACCAUACCCCAAGUGAUAUUAACCUGUUUUUUUAAAUGAAACUGGAAGCAUUCACAUAAGGGAGAUGGUACAGUGUCAGUAGCAGAUUCGAGGUGGGAGGCCAGUCGGCCCGGGCCUUCCUACAUUUUAAAAAAUUAUUAUAAAAGUGGAGAGAAAAAGAAAAUUAUAUCCAAAUUUAUGUCUAAGAGUGCCAUUUCCGGUCAUGUAGAGGUGCCAUAAUCAUCAAUUUUCUUUCCUCAGCCCCAACCCUCUGUGAAAAUCUCUCCCUAGGCCCCCUCUAUUUGGAAUUCCUGGAUCCGCUACCCCAUUCAUGCUUGGAGUGGAGGCAUGCCUCAUUGUGUAUUUAAAUUACUAAUAGGAAGUUGAAAAUAUCCUGUAACCUACAGGGUGUAGAACAUAUUGCGUCGACAGGCACUAUGAUUCCGAGACUGCGACACAACAUAUGCAAUGGAUAGUUUUCAACAUCAGUCAAGAUGUUCAGAAGAAUGACAAUCAGAAGGAGCGCAAAUUUGAUGGGCAAGGCUUACAGAAGUGAAUGCCUAAUUUUACACUGAAACUAUAUGGCCUUUGAGCUUGGCUUGAAACUAUGUACAGAGAUGAAACUGUAGAUCAAGGCAAAUGCAGUACAGUAAUAAGUUUUAAUGUGAAUAGUAAAAUAUUGUAUAUGUCCUCUGAUUGAGAACUAUGUGUACUGUUAGGCUGUACAUAUUGUUUGUGGGCAAUUUUCUUUGUAGCCACAGUAUUGAAUGCAUUUAUACAGAAUCCCACCAAUGGGUCUUCAAGAAUGCGUUAGAAAUUCUUUGUAUUAUAAAUCUUGUUAUGGGUUUGGGCUUAAUAAUAUCCUACAAACAGUCAUGGGCAAAUAAUCAGUUUUUAAUGUACAUAUUAAAAUAUAUUUAAUAUUUGAUAAUGACUAAAUAA
Anneissia japonica is the source of this 1652-nucleotide messenger RNA. Its product is annotated as protein transport protein SFT2-like. The transcript has 4 exons. The record is from RefSeq and is a predicted model, not a curated record. Gene Ontology annotation, biological process: vesicle-mediated transport. Gene Ontology annotation, cellular component: membrane. Lineage: Eukaryota; Metazoa; Echinodermata; Crinoidea; Comatulida; Comatulidae. Bases 42 to 686 code for a protein of 214 amino acids.